Cyphellophora attinorum is the source of this 1347-nucleotide messenger RNA. RefSeq lists its product as uncharacterized. Lineage: Eukaryota; Fungi; Ascomycota; Eurotiomycetes; Chaetothyriales; Cyphellophoraceae. The record is from RefSeq and is a predicted model, not a curated record. The transcript has a single exon. The coding region runs from base 1 to 1347 and encodes 448 amino acids.
AUGCUGCGUAUACCACAGACAAGUAUUGGACUGUCCGAACAGGACGUCGCCUUCCACAUCCAGCAGCUAGAUAUCCAUUACGGCUUACUCAAGCAGGGCUUCAAGAAAAAGGACAUCUUGCGUUACAUGAGGGAUCACAUCAAGACCGCAGCAGACCAGCGUCUCGAGACGGACUCCCUUCGAGCUCCAAGCACAGUCGACCUUGCCGUCAGCGCGCCUUGUCCACCGGUAGCACAUGUCUCACCUCCGAAGCCUGAUGACGCCAAGUCCGCCCCGACUUCUGACGAUUUUCAGGUGGCUGAGAGCGCUGAAGCGUCAUUGACCGACGCUGAGUCGACCACUACGGAUGAUCAUUCUAAGCAGCCACGUCGACACCAUGCACCACGUCAGAGCUCGCUGCUUCGAUUCACCGAGUUUGCAUCACCUCCAACAUCUGCAGAAACCGUGCAGGCCAGUCUUCACCUACAAGCAUCUCCUAGUCCUAGUCCGAAGCACUAUCGACCACGAACAGAUACAUAUUCUUACAACGAGUCUGAGCUUUCCGGGUCUGAUAUUCCCCGUCCGGACGACGAAACACUCACGGACGAUGAGCCUACGUCGCCUCCUGUUCACGCUGUAAUGCGUCCAGAGGCUCCCGAAUUCGUCCCUAGUUCCCAGCGAGCCAGCGUAGAGAACAGUGUUGUGCAUGAAGAUCAGGACACACUUCCAUUAGAGCCCAGCACGCCUGCCCAACCAACUCCUUCAUUGACAGCACUUCCGUUGGUGCCCAGCACGCCUCCCCGACCGACUCCUUCCCUGACAACCGCAGUCAACACUAGCUCCAGAUCUCAUCGCCAUCGAGAUUGUGCCGAUACGACGACUCGCAGAGCUCAACAACUCGAUGGCCCUUUCUCUGUCUACAACGACGCAUUGCCAGCCCUGUUCCAGCCUCAGACACCCCAAGAGCUUGAUCGUCUUCGCAGAUGGGCCGUGGACGGAAGUGCAUACACCGCUCCUCCUGGCAUGCUGCAUUCUCCAUCCCAGAUCCGCCGUCGGCAGAUGCAAGACGACGGCGAGCCAGGCUCUCAGACACCUACCGCAAGAGCCAUCACUGCCCAAGAACGACGAGCUCGAGAAUUGAGAAGAAGUAUUCGCAUUGAGACUGCUCGCCUUGACCGUCUGCAGAUCUCUGACUCAACUGAUGACGAGCAAACCAGCCGCCCGAGAACCGUGGUGGCUGACUGGCGACACGAGCUCGAGGCUGCUCGUGUAGGCGAUGAGAACUGGGAGAUCGAGUCUGAUCCGCGGACCAGCUUCGCGCAAUCAGGAAUAAGGAUUGUGAGUGGGAAUACGCGAACAUUCUCUUGA